AGAGGCCGAAGUGGAAGUUGGCGUAACGGCAGUAAGGGGCGGGGCCGAAACGGCCCAGGGGGCGGGCGUUUGAAAUCAGUGCCUUAGAGUAGACCCUAAACAUCAUUUUAUACCUUCAAGAACCAAUUACUUAAUGUCUCUUCCGUCUUUUCCGUCCCCGACCCCCUCCCAGACUCCAUUCCGGUACUGCGUGGACGGAAAGCCCCGGGUAGCCGACACCACGUCCCCGGCUAGCGGGCUAGAGCGUGGAAAAGGAUUACACCAAACUGUUUAAAUCCAACGACUCCUGCUUCCAUCCUUUCUCCUGAGCUAGAACCAACAAGCCUAGAGAGUUGGGCUUCGGAAAAACUAGUGUUUUCAUUUAAUUGGAUAUGAAGAAAGAACAAAUAAGUACGGGGCAACCACGAUCUUUAUAAAGAACAUAAGUUCCAGGAAAGCAGGAACCUUGUCUCUCUUGUUCACUGGGUGUAUCCUCUGCAUAUAGAACAGUGCCUGGCACAUAAUAGGUACUGAAUUUUGUUCUAAACACUGAGGACAUACUCUGCUACAUUUGGGUCACCCCCCCCUGCCCAGGUCUGAGUAAUUCAAUAGACUUUAAGAAGACAGAGCCCAGCAGCAACUGAAACAUAAGAGUUGCAGGGUCAGCUAACAUCAAUGCCUGGGCAAAGUUGCUGCCCAGAGUGGAAUCUCCCUGGUGAAUAAACAAGCCUGAGAAAGAUUAUCAUCUCAUUUGCAAAAAAAGUAGGCUUAGGCUGGUAGAUCCUGCUACCUCAUAGAUACACCAACCCAAUUUUUUUUAAAGUAGCAUUUGCCUACAUCAUCAACUAUAUAGAACAUACCUAAACACUGCGCGUUUACUGCUAAUUAAAUGGAAAGUAUGAAGUCUAAGGCCAACUGUGCCCAGAAUCCAAACUGUAACAUAAUGAUAUUUUAUCCAACCAAAGAAGAGUUUAAUGAUUUUGAUAAAUAUAUUGCUUACAUGGAAUCCCAAGGUGCACACAGAGCUGGCUUGGCUAAGAUAAUUCCACCCAAAGAAUGGAAAGCCAGAGAGACCUAUGAUAAUAUCAGUGAAAUCUUAAUAGCCACUCCCCUCCAGCAGAUGGCCUCUGGGCGGGCAGGGGUGUUUACUCAAUAUCAUAAAAAGAAGAAAGCCAUGACUGUCGGGGAGUAUCGCCAUUUGGCAAACAGUGAAAAAUAUCGGACUCCACCACACCUGAAUUUUGAAGAUUUGGAGCGAAAAUACUGGAAGAACCGCAUCUAUAAUUCACCAAUUUAUGGUGCUGACAUCAGUGGCUCCUUGUUUGAUGAAAACACUAAACAGUGGAAUCUUGGGCACCUGGGAACAAUUCAGGACCUGCUGGAGCAGGAAUGUGGGGUUGUCAUAGAAGGCGUCAAUACACCCUACUUGUACUUUGGCAUGUGGAAGACCACGUUUGCUUGGCACACGGAGGACAUGGACCUUUACAGCAUCAACUACCUGCACCUUGGGGAGCCCAAAACUUGGUACGCAGUGCCCCCAGAACAUGGCCAGCGCUUGGAACGCCUGGCCAGAGAGCUCUUCCCAGGCAGUUCCCGGGGCUGUGAGGCCUUCCUGCGCCACAAGGUGGCCCUCAUCUCACCUACAGUUCUCAAAGAGAACGGGAUUCCUUUCAAUCGCAUGACUCAGGAGGCUGGGGAGUUCAUGGUGACUUUUCCCUAUGGCUACCAUGCAGGCUUCAAUCAUGGCUUCAACUGUGCAGAGGCCAUCAAUUUUGCCACUCCACGAUGGAUUGAUUAUGGCAAAGUGGCCUCUCAGUGUAGCUGUGGGGAGGCGAGGGUGACCUUUUCCAUGGACGCCUUUGUGCGCAUCCUGCAACCCGAGCGCUAUGAGCUGUGGAAACGUGGGCAAGACCGGGCAGUUGUGGACCACAUGGAGCCCACGGUGCCGGCCAGCCAAGAGCUGAACGCCCAGAAGGAAGUCAAGUUGCCUAGGAGAGCAGCGUUGGGCCUGAGACAACUCCCGCCCCACUGGGCCCGGCAUUCCCCUUUGCCUAUGGUUGCCGGCAGUGGGACUCACUCCCACACCCUUAUGUGCUCUUCACUCCCACGCCGAUCUGCAGUCAGUGGCACUGCUAUGCACCCCAGAGCUGCUGCUGUCCACAGCUCUAGGAAGCCCAGAUCAACUCUAUCAUCCACCCCUGGUCCAUCUGCACAGAUUAUCCACCCGUCAAAUGGCAGACGUGGUCGUGGUCGCCCUCCUCGGAAACCGAGAGCUCAGGAGCUGACCCUCCAGAUUCCAGCCAAAAGGCCCCUCUUGCUGGGUACAACAUGCACAGCUUCGGGCCCAGAACCUGAGCCCCUGCCUGAGGAUGGGGCUUUGAUGGACAAGCCUGUAUCACUGAGCCCAGGGCUCCAGCAUCCUGUUAAGGCUUCUGGGUGUAGCUGGGCUUCUGUGCCCUAAGCCCAGGGGCUGCCUUUAUAUCUACUGCUCUGCUGUGUGGAAAUUUGAUGAAAUUGGUUACAUUUACAUCCCAGAACUUUGGUUGAGUUUGCAGGACUGUGGUCAUGCAUGAAAGAGCCCCUCUGAUGAUGCCCUUGGAUGCUGCCAAGUCCAUGGUAGUUUUCAGUUUUGCCAUAUUUUGUUCUUCCUACCAGCCCCUGGAAUGUCUUUGGAUAUUGCUAAAAUCUAUGUCUGUGGCUGAGGUUUUAUCCACUGGACACAUUUGUGUCUGGGAACUAGGUUUUGCUGAGGUUAGUGUAACCUGGUAUACACAACUACCAUCCUCUGGACCAACUGCGGAAGCUGCGGCAUUUGUGAAGAAUCCUGAGCUUUGAUUCCUCUUCAGUCUCUCCAUUUGUUUCUUCCCCUCCCUACCCCCUAUUUCUAUUAAAACUAGGCCCUUUUUACAGAUAAGGUCAGUAGAGUUCCAGAAUAAAAGAUAUGACUUUUCUGAGUUAUUUAUGUACUUAAAAUGUGUUGUCACCAGUAUUUGUUCCCAAAAAUAUUAAAAGUAACCAAAAUGUU
Molecule: messenger RNA, 3004 nt
Organism: Cebus imitator (Panamanian white-faced capuchin)
Lineage: Eukaryota; Metazoa; Chordata; Mammalia; Primates; Cebidae
Product: lysine-specific demethylase 4D
Exons: 3
Coding region: 869-2440 (523 amino acids)
Biological process (GO): chromatin remodeling
Cellular component (GO): nucleus
Molecular function (GO): histone H3K9 demethylase activity
Source: RefSeq, a predicted model, not a curated record